AUGAACAACUAAUUCUAUUUGCCUCCAAUUUCAUAGAAUUAAUCGUUUGCUUAUUCACCGUCUAAAUAAUAAAUGCCUAUGCCAAUACCGUAUGGCAAUAAUUUAGAUGUAAUGGCUCCACCUCUGUAAAUGCCUAGAUCUUUAAGCUAACCUGUUAUGGGAUCUGAUAGUUACGCAUCUUUUAAAUUAUAUGAAAAAAUGAGAGAGGAAAAGAUAAUGGCUGUACUAGAAAGAUAGGCUGAGUACUUGGCUAAAAUAGCCACAAAAUUCAAAAUUUUCUAGGAUAAUACAAAUCAGCGUUUAAGAGAUAGAAUUUAUGAGCUAGAAAAAGAAAAUGAAAUACUAUAAAGAAGAAGAAGGGAAGAGCAUCUUCUUAACUAAAUAAAUAGUAGUCUUGAUUAAAAAUUUAGGAAUUACAACGAAAGUUAACUUAAAAGCUUUUUAGAAGGAAGCGGUGGAGGCUAAUUUAUGUAGCCAAUGAAUUUAGAUCCAAGCGAAUUUGCAAAAAUAUUUAAAUCACCUCAUGAAUAAGAAGAGGAUAUGGAAGAAAGAAAGAAAAAAAAGAAAAAGCGUUCUAAAAAUAAAAAGAAAAAAUAGGAAUGA
Tetrahymena thermophila SB210 is the source of this 603-nucleotide messenger RNA. RefSeq lists its product as hypothetical. The transcript has a single exon. NCBI's taxonomy places the organism in Eukaryota, Ciliophora, Oligohymenophorea, Hymenostomatida, Tetrahymenidae. The record is from RefSeq and is a predicted model, not a curated record.